Messenger RNA from Grus americana (Whooping crane), 3301 nucleotides. RefSeq names its product 2',3'-cyclic nucleotide 3' phosphodiesterase (gene CNP). Gene Ontology annotation, molecular function: 2',3'-cyclic-nucleotide 3'-phosphodiesterase activity. The transcript is spliced from 4 exons. NCBI's taxonomy places the organism in Eukaryota, Metazoa, Chordata, Aves, Gruiformes, Gruidae. Gene Ontology annotation, biological process: cyclic nucleotide catabolic process. Gene Ontology annotation, cellular component: cytoplasm; membrane. The record is from RefSeq and is a predicted model, not a curated record. Bases 136 to 1404 code for a protein of 422 amino acids.
GCUCCCCCCGCGUCUGCGCGGCCACGGGCGGGGCCGGGGGGGGGGGGGCGGGGUUAUGAAAGGGGCCACGGCCGCGCCCGCCCCAGAGCCGCUUCCCCGCCGCGCCGCUCCGCACCGGCGGCCGCUGCCCUCACCAUGAACAGAAGCUUCUCAAAGAAGAGUCACACAUUCCUGCCUAAAAUAUUUAGAAAAAUGUCUACUCAAUCAGCAAAAGAAAGACCUGAAAGCUUGCAGUUCCCUUUCCUUGAUGAUGAAGAUACCAUCUCCACAGUCAAAGAAUCUAAAACCUUCUUUAUUUUAAGAGGCCUGCCUGGCAGUGGGAAGUCCACUCUUGCCCAGGCGAUUCAAGAUAGGUAUAAAGAUGCCUGCAAGGUCAUCUCCAUUGAUAGCUAUAAAAUUACACCUUUAAUUAGAAGCACCAUUCCUGAAGAGUACUCAAAGGUGGAUGAGGAUCUAGUUGACUAUUGCAAACGAGACAUCAGCGUUAUCGUUUUGGAUGACACUCACCACGAGAGGGAACGACUGGACCAACUCUUUGAUAUUGCUGACAAAUACCGGUACAAAGUCAUCUUUGCUGAGCCCAAAACCCAGUGGCGAAUGGAUUGCUCGCAGCUGAAGGACAAGAAUCAAUGGAAACUGUCAGUGGAAGAGUUGAAGAAGAUGAAGCCGAGCUUGGAGAAGGAAUUCCUACCCAUGUAUUUUGGGUGGUUUUUGAGCAAAAGAAGCUCGGAGAUCCUGAGGAAGGCUGGCCAGGCCUUCUUAGAUGAGCUUGGAAGUCUCAAAGCCUUCAAAAAGGAGAGUAAAUACUUUGCCUCCGCUAUCGAAGAUCCCAAAAUAAAAAUAGAUCUCACCAGCUACUUUGUGAAGAGGCCGCCUGGGGUCUUACACUGCACCACAAAAUACACCGAGUUUGGAAAAGCAGCGGGAGCCGAGGAAUACGCACAGCAGGAAGCUGUGAAGGCUUCCUAUGGCAAAGGCUUCACCUUGUCCAUUUCCGCUCUGUUCAUCACAACAAAAACUGUCGGUGCUCGCGUAGACCUGAACGAGCAGCAGCUGCUGCUGUGGCCAGGGGACGCCGAUAAGAUCCUGCCGACUGACAACCUCCCAAAAGGCAGCCGGGCUCACAUCACCCUCGGCUGCGCCAACGGCGUCGAAGCCCUCCAGACUGGGCUCGAUCUGCUGGAGUUCGUGAAACUGGAGAAGGCAGGGAACAAAGGGGAUGAAGUGGGGGAAAUUGGAGGAGGGAAAGUGCUGUAUUUUGAUAACGGUAUGUGGAUGCUCAACCUUUCUAAAAAGAUGGAUGUGAAGGCAAUAUUCUCAGGUUACUAUGGAAAAGGAAAACUUGUGCCAACGCAGAGCGCCAACAAGCGGGGCUCUGCUUUUAGUUCCUGCACCAUCAUCUAGGAGCAUGGGCAGGGUAGCUCGUUUGUUUGGUUUUAAAAGGCAAGUAACUCCUGUAACCUUUAAAAGUGUAAAGAGAAAUAAUUCUACCUUUACUAAAGUAAGCCCUUUUGCCAACCCCAGUGUGAUGCCUCUCUGGGGAGAGUUUAUUGGCCUCAGAACAAGGAAGAAAAUGACCAACUCCUGACCGACAAAGGAAAACUGUCACAUAACUGAUGAGCUGCUGAGUGUAUUUUGAGUUUUGGAGAGAACUAGCCAUGGUGUUCUGCUUGUUUUCUUCCUCAGAGGAAGAUCAGCUAUGGUCUUUUUAGAACUUCCCCAUGAACCACAAUCGUUAGACCUUUACCUUCAGGACUAUAAGCAGUGGCAGACCAAAGCCUGUUUGUAACCGGUCUGAAGCCAAGCGAACCGCGUAGUGUCCCUCCCCUUCUCCCACACCCAGGGACUGACAUCGGUCCGUCUGGUACCCGAAUUACUGGGUAAAACCAGCAAGACCCACUCGUGGGUCGCUGCUGUUGCGUGACAGUUACUAAUGGUUUAGCCCAUGAGAAGAGAACGUGCAGAGGGCAGCGGGGUCAGAGGCAGCUCCUGCGGCUGUGCUCGUCCCGAUUCACCUUCGCUGUUUGCCCGUGAACCCUGGGGAGCGGAGCGAGGGAAAGCACGCUGCCAGAUAAUGUCUUAGAGCUGUCCCAGACUUCAUGGGAAACCCGUGAACCACCAGGAGAGGCAUUCCGUUCCUGCAGCUUGGCCUUCAGUGCCAGAGGGAGCUGGACCACGUGCUGUCCACGUCCUUGUCCUGUAGGGAACAAUCCUGCCUCGGCAGGGAGUGGAAGAGAUGAACUAACGUCUUUUCCAUCUUAUUUUAUAGAAACUAAAAUCGUGUCUGAAGUAUAGCACUGUACUUCAUGCAAGAUUUUACUACUUUUCUCUAAUGCACUUGAAUGUUAAAAGUUAGGCUGGCAGUAACAUUGUAAUUUCAGAAGUAAGUGGAGGUAUUGUAACUGCGUAACUUAAGUCUGCUCAAACCUAAACCAUUGGCUGGAAAAUCUGUUAAUGAUCAAGCACUUCUGUUAUUAAGUCUGUUUUAUUGACACUGGUGUUUUUGCUCUUAGCCAGGCGGUUUGCCGGUGGGGCAGUGGGUAUGUGGUCACUACUUUACUGUAACACAAAGCUCAACUAAUGGAUUCAGGUCAGGACAGCGUAAGCUCAUGCUAUGGCUCAGUCUUUGGUGAACUGCAUAGUGAAAUUAAUCCCGUAUUAAUACAUGUAAAUACUUACUGUGUUUGACAAGCAUGUGCUGGGCUCGUGUCUGUAAAGGAGCUGUCGUGUGGGCACGGCUUACCUGGAGCUGGGUGUGCGCUGAAAUGUCGCUGGGGAAGCCCAACGCUGCCUGUGCAGAAGCGUUUCUCCUCUGAGUGUUUCUAAGAAAAGCAAGGAGUGCUUCGGGGCUAAUCUGGUAAAUACCCGGCAGGUUUAUCAAUAAAGCAAAAUACUUCCUGCUGAUUCAAAGAGAUGGACAACAAUAAAUUCUCAUUAUAAUGUAAAACCGUUAUGUACGCACCCCCACAGCGCCUGUAACCCUCCCUUCAACAGAGAAACCCUUGCUCGCUUCUGCACCGGCAGACACUCAGCUCAGGCCUUUCCGACAGAAAUCCCGCAGGGGUUUGGUCCAUCAGAACUUGAAAAACGUGUGGCCCGGUGCCCAGGGCAGCUCCCGAGGGAGCGCAGGAGCACGCUGACCCCCAUCCCUCCAGUGCUCCAGAUCACAUCCAGCACUGAAAUGCACAGCUGGAAUACCUUGUUUAUUUGCCUGUUCAAGAACAACAGUGAGACUGUCAUCGUUUAAGUUUUUAUUAGUUUGUACAUCAUAUACAGUUUAUAAUAAAGUAAACCAAUUGCA